AUGGACGAGGCGAUUGGGGCGAGGGUUUUGGCGGGGAUUGAAGAAGCGAGUCUGGAAGAGAUUCUCAAGGCCGUCCGCGGCAAACCUACACCCGCGAGUGCCGCCAAGCAGACGCAUAUCCCGGCCCUUGAUGCCCUUGCGGCGACGAGCCUCCGCCGCACGCAGUCGCGCACCAUCUCCCUGUGCGGGCGUGCCCUGCCGCUGCUCUACGAGGUGAUAGCAACGCUCGUGUCUGCGCCGCACUUUUACACGCUCCUCGUGCUGGACUUGGACGCCCGCUUCGACCCUACCUGUCUGGAGACGGAGCCCUCGAACCUCGAGCACGUGUAUGUCCAGCGGCCCGCGCAGAGUUCGCCCGAACACCUGCGCGGCCUGGUCGCCGCGGCAGAGGCCUUUAUGCUGUAUGACGACGCUGCGAGGCUGAGCAGGGGACGGGAGUGGUGGGGGACGGUGGUGAUGGGCGGCCUGGCGGCGGGCGACUUGACGGCCGGGUGGAAGGGGUGGGCGAGGGUCGAUAGGGCCGCCGUCAUGGGGUUUGCCUUGGGCACGAGUGCGGAGGAGGCUUUGGCGCAGAGGGCGACGAGGGAGAGGGCGGUUGAGGGGGCAGGAUGGGCUGUGAGCUCGGCGUUUGGAGGGUUUGGCUUUGGCGGCAAGGACGACAUGGACGUUUGA
This is a messenger RNA of Metarhizium brunneum ARSEF 3297, 672 nucleotides long. RefSeq lists its product as uncharacterized. NCBI's taxonomy places the organism in Eukaryota, Fungi, Ascomycota, Sordariomycetes, Hypocreales, Clavicipitaceae. The record is from RefSeq and is a predicted model, not a curated record.